GCAUCGGAGUGGCGUAACCCCAUCUGUGCUCCCGUUCAACUCUGUUACAACUCUUGCGCAAACAGCGCACUUUACGUUCAUCGCUCGGAGUGACAAAGAGAACGAGCACAGACCGACGGAGAAGAGAUAAAAAAGGAAAUUUCUGAAUUACCGUGGGGAUUCUGAUCACCGUUUCCUUUCGGAACCGCACGUUUGGCUCGUUUCUUGAGCUACCCGUGUACAUUUGGGAUUUCUUAUUUGUUCAUCCGUGUGCAUGGAGUUAAGUGGGUCGGGGCGGCCGAGGAUAGCAGUCUUGAAAUUGGGCAAUUGGAAAAUUCUCAGUAUCGUUGGUUAGAGCAAGGAAGCCGCCAUGGCUGGUGCCCCAGGAUCGCUGAGUCUCCACCUCAGUAUAUGAAAAAUACUGACUGGUGAUGAAAAACCCCUUCAGCGUCUCAGCGUCGUGAGGGUAUUUUAGACACGGACCGUGUUCUUUGUGUAAAUCUCUGUUCCAGUCAGAGAGAAAGAAACAGACGAGGAUCGGUGGGUUUUGUUCGAGGGAAACUGGGAAAAGGCCGAUUUCAUGAGCGCCUUAAUACAUGACCGAAUUUAUCUAAGGUUUCAUCACUGAAGGUAAUACUGACAGUCACAGGAAAACGAUGAUCUGAUCUGAAAGCGAGACGCUUGAGAGUUCACUGAAGGAAACGAUCGCGGACAGCCGAGGCGCUUUUGCCCAUUUUCCUUCAUAGUUAAGUCGGAGACAAACUGCUUCCCACUGAUCGAAACGGGUUCGUUCAAGACCAACAGUCGUAUUUUACUCUGAGAGACGUCUGCGUUGGAUUUCGGAUUGGAAAAUGUCCGGUCGGCCCAGAACCACCUCCUUCGCAGAGAGCUGCAAGCCAGUGCCGCAGCCGUCGGCAUUCGGCAGCAUGAAAGUCAGCAGAGAUAAAGAUGGCAGUAAAGUGACCACAGUGGUGGCAACCCCCAGACACCUAACUGACCGGCCGCAGGAGGUCAGCUACACUGACACCAAGGUCAUCGGGAACGGCUCUUUUGGCGUGGUUUACCAGGCCAAGCUCUGUGACUCAGGAGAACUGGUGGCCAUUAAGAAAGUCCUUCAGGACAAGCGAUUUAAGAACCGUGAGCUUCAGAUCAUGAGAAAACUGGACCACUGCAACAUUGUGCGUCUGCGUUACUUCUUCUAUUCCAGUGGAGAUAAGAAGGAUGAGGUGUAUCUGAAUCUGGUUCUGGACUACGUCCCUGAAACUGUCUACAGAGUGGCGAGACACUACAGCCGCGCUAAGCAGACCCUCCCCAUGGUUUAUGUAAAGUUGUACAUGUACCAGCUCUUCAGGAGUCUGGCCUAUAUCCAUUCCUUUGGGAUCUGCCAUCGGGACAUCAAACCGCAGAAUCUUUUGCUGGACCCAGACACGGCCGUGCUUAAACUCUGUGACUUUGGCAGUGCUAAGCAGUUAGUACGUGGGGAGCCCAAUGUUUCCUACAUAUGCUCGCGGUACUACAGAGCCCCCGAACUCAUCUUUGGAGCAACCGACUACACAUCCAGCAUAGACGUGUGGUCAGCUGGCUGCGUGUUGGCGGAACUGUUGCUAGGACAACCCAUUUUCCCCGGCGACAGCGGAGUGGAUCAGCUGGUGGAAAUCAUCAAGGUGCUGGGCACUCCCACACGGGAGCAGAUUCGGGAAAUGAACCCAAACUACACCGAGUUCAAAUUCCCACAGAUUAAGGCCCACCCAUGGACUAAGGUGAGUAAACAGGUGUUUCGGCCACGCACGCCUCCUGAAGCCAUUGCGCUGUGCUCGCGGCUGUUGGAGUACACACCGACUGCUCGACUGACCCCCCUAGAGGCCUGCGCUCACUCCUUCUUUGAUGAACUGCGGGAGCCCAAUGUCAAACUUCCUAAUGGACGUGAGAAACCAUCCUUAUUCAACUUCACAACUCAAGAGCUGUCCAGUAACCCAUCCCUGGCCUCUAUCCUAAUUCCUGCUCAUGCACGUAACCAGGCAGGAGCCUCUACCCCAACUAACGCCUCUGCCACUUCAGAUGCCAAUAGUGGAGAUCGCAGUCAGACCACAACUGCAGCCUCCGCCUCCGCCUCCAACACCUCAACCUGAGAGCCCCAGCCAAUCAGACCUGACCCUGCCUCCGAGGCCACGCCCACCCCACUGCUCACCAGCUGAAUGGGCAGGAUUUGAGUCAUAUAACCACCACUCUUAUUCAGACUGCAAGAGUCAACCUUCAUUUAUGUUUUUUUUUUUUUUUGUUUACAAGGUU
This is a messenger RNA of Cyprinus carpio (common carp), 2268 nucleotides long. Its product is annotated as glycogen synthase kinase-3 beta-like. Gene Ontology annotation, molecular function: beta-catenin binding; tau-protein kinase activity; protein serine/threonine kinase activity. Gene Ontology annotation, cellular component: glutamatergic synapse; beta-catenin destruction complex; axon. NCBI's taxonomy places the organism in Eukaryota, Metazoa, Chordata, Actinopteri, Cypriniformes, Cyprinidae. Gene Ontology annotation, biological process: insulin receptor signaling pathway; negative regulation of canonical Wnt signaling pathway; extrinsic apoptotic signaling pathway in absence of ligand. The record is from RefSeq and is a predicted model, not a curated record.